UUUAGCCAUCACUAUAUAAACAAUUAGUUUUCGAAUUAUAUUUCUAUAAAAAAGUUGUCAAGAAAUUAAUAAAACUUUUUAUUAAGUUUAGAAAGUGCUCUAGACAACAUGCCUAACAAAAAGCUAACUGUCCUAAUGGCACCGGUCCAGUUUGUGGGGCCCAUGAUGUCCAGUAUAGGAAUGGCCGAAGUGAUGCGAGACGUGGGCGGACACGAGUGUGUGUUUGCCGUCAACAACGACUGGAAAGCACGGCUCGAGUCCAUGGGAUUUGAGGUGAAACUUAUUGGGAAACCAGUGGACAGGGAUGUGGUUGUCAUGGAUUCGGGUGAUAGUAACGUAAAGUCGGCUCGCGAGGGGGGAUUUAUUGAUGAUAUCACACCAUUAGAAAAGGCUAUUAGUAGCAGCGACUACAUUAUGAAAGUAUUACCCAAAGAGAUCCAAGAAACUGAUCCAUACAUCAGGACUAUUAUAGCGGACCUGAAGCCUGAUGUCAUAAUUAGCGACCAUUUCCUAACACUUCCCUCAAUAGUGACAUCAGGCAUACCCUGGAUAUUCAGUUGGAGUAAUAAUCCUCAUUCACUGGAUUAUGGUUAUGAGGAUAAACGCCUCCCGCCAUCAUUUUUAGGAUUGCCGACAAAUAGUGGGACAGAAGUGAAGGAGAAAUACAGACAACAGAUAAAUGAAGCAAAAGCAGACAAAUGGUAUGAAUAUAGGGAUCAACUCAUUGCUAGUGGAUGUCCAGAACUCAAGGAUUUCCUGAUGUGGACCCCAUCCCCCUUUGCUAAUAUAUAUAUGAUACCCAAAGAACUGGAUUAUACAGACAUCAGACCACUUCCCGACAAUUUCUAUGGAUUUGAUUGUUUCAAACGCAGUGGAAAUGAAGUUAACUUUGAAAUACCGGAAACUCUUAAGAAUAGGUCCGGAAAACUGAUUUAUUUUUCAUUGGGUUCUAUGGGUUCCGGAAAUGUAGAGCUUAUGAAGAGAUUGGUUGCGAUUUUGUCCAAAUCUAAGCACCGGUUCAUUGUCUCCAAAGGUGUCAAACAUAAUGAAUACGAAUUGGCGGACAAUAUGUGGGGCGAGAGGUCUGUCCCUCAGGUGAAAGUGUUGCCAAUCNCGGACAAUAUGUGGGGCGAGAGGUCUGUCCCUCAGGUGAAAGUGUUGCCAAUCGUAGACCUAAUGAUAACACACGGCGGCAACAAUUCUGUGACGGAAACCAUAAAGCUAACGGUGCUGUUCGCGCCCAUGCAGUUCGUGGGUCCCGUGAACUCCAGUAUAGGUAUGGCCGAAGUGUUGCGAGACAUCGGUCGACACCACUGUGUGUUUGCCGUCAAAAGUGAUUGGAAGUCACGGCUCGAGUCCAUUGGGUUUGCGGUAAAACUGAUCGGAGAAGAGGUGGACAGGGAUGUGGUGGUCACCGACUCAGCCGAUACUAAUGUGGCUCAGGCUGAGGAAUGGGGUGUUUUGAGAAAUGCGGAUCCAUUGGAAAUGCUUAUAAACAAUGGCAAAACGAUGGACAACUUGAAGGAUUUUGUAGAAACUGAUGGCUAUCUGAAGACUAUUAUCUCGGAUGUCAAACCGGAUGUCAUAAUUAGCGACCAUAUGACCGUAUACCCAUCUAUGGAGACAUCGGGUAUACCCUGGAUAUUCUUUUGGAGUGCUAAUCCAUUAUCACUAGACUAUGGAUAUCCGGAUGAACGCCUCCCGCCCUCAAUAUUAGGAUUGCCGACAAAUAGUGAGACAGAAGUGAAGGAGAGAUACAGACAAAGGAUUAAUGCGUCAAAGAGUGAGUCGUGGUAUAGAUAUAGGGAUCAAUUGGUGUCAAUGGGUGGCACUGCACCAAAAGAGUUCUUAAUGUGGACUCCAUCCCCCUUUGCCAACCUAUAUAUGACUCCUAAGGAAUUGGAUUAUACGGACAUCAGACCACUUCCCGAUAAUUUCUAUGGAUUUGAUUGUUUCAAACGCAGUGGAAAUGAAGAUAACUUUGAAAUACCGGAAAACCUUAAGAAUAGGUCCGGAAAACUGAUUUAUUUUUCAUUGGGUUCUAUGGGUUCUGGAAAUGUAGAGCUUAUGAAGAGAUUGGUUGCGAUUUUGUCUAAAUCUAAGCACCGGUUCAUUGUCUCCAAAGGUGUCAAACAUAAUGAGUACGAAUUGGCGGACAAUAUGUGGGGCGAGAGGUCUGUCCCUCAGGUGAAAGUGUUGCCAAUCGUAGACCUAAUGAUAACACACGGCGGCAACAAUUCUGUGACGGAAACCAUGUAUUUCGGUAAACCUAUGAUAGUUUUGCCCCUAUUUUUCGAUCAGUUCGAUAACGCACAGAGAGUUCAAGAGAAAGGGUUUGGGAUUAGACUCAAUCCCUACGAGUGCUCUGAAAAUGAAUUAUUGGAUUCAAUCGACAGACUAUUAAACGAUCAAAUAUUGGCCCAAAAGUUGGCAAAAGUUUCGCAAAGAAUUCAAAGCGAAAAGAAUAUCGAAAAACUGGUCAAAAUAGUCGAGGAUUUAGUGAAAUAA
Messenger RNA from Oppiella nova, 2508 nucleotides. NCBI's taxonomy places the organism in Eukaryota, Metazoa, Arthropoda, Arachnida, Sarcoptiformes, Oppiidae. The record is from the annotation of a GenBank genome assembly.